Molecule: messenger RNA, 819 nt
Organism: Trichechus manatus latirostris (Florida manatee)
Lineage: Eukaryota; Metazoa; Chordata; Mammalia; Sirenia; Trichechidae
Gene: GLT1D1
Product: glycosyltransferase 1 domain containing 1
Exons: 8
Coding region: 19-819 (266 amino acids)
Molecular function (GO): glycosyltransferase activity
Source: RefSeq, a predicted model, not a curated record
CGGGAGGCUGCAGGCGCGAUGCGGCUCCUCUUUCUGGCGGUGCUGCGGCCGCACACGGGCAACGCUGUCACCGCCGAACGGGUCCGGGACCAUCUGGAAGCUGCCGGCCACAUAUGUAUUCUGAAAGAUGCCUUUGACUUUGAAAGCUCAUCUGAAAUUGCAAACCUGAUCACCACUGAGAACUUCGGGGCAGCCCUGGCUCUUCAUCUCUACAGAGGAGGCCGACUUUUGCAAGGUCAUGGAAUUCCUUUUGGAGUUAUCUUUGGUGGAACUGAUCUAAAUGAAGAUGUUAACCAGAGGGAAAAAAACAAUGUGAUGGGCAAAAUUCUGGAAGAAGCCAGGUUUGCUGUUGCUUUCACAGAGUCAAUGAAGGAAAUGGCACAAGCGCAGUGGGUCGAUCCAGUGUUUACCAGGGAGGUAAAAGCCAAAGUGAAAAGGAGCGCCGGGGUCCGACUGCUGGGAGAGAUGCCUCGAGAAGACCUCCAUGCGGCUGUGAAGAACUGCUUCGCGGUGGUGAACAGCUCUGUCUCUGAAGGCAUGUCCGCCGCCAUCCUGGAGGCAAUGGAUUUGGAAGUUCCCGUGUUGGCAAGGAACAUUCCCGGAAACUCUGCCGUGGUGAAGCACGAAGUCACAGGACUGCUGUUCUCAGAUCCUCAGGAGUUUGUUCAGCUGGCAAAGAGACUGGUUAGUGACCCUGCGUUAGAAAGAGAAAUGGUGGCCAAUGGGAGGGAGUACGUGAGGAGGCACCAUUCCUGGCAGGCGGAGCGUGUCACCUACCAGCGCCUGGUCAGGAGGCUGGAGGGGAGCUGGGAGGACUGA